Messenger RNA from Mercurialis annua (annual mercury), 1217 nucleotides. RefSeq names its product bark storage protein B-like. The record is from RefSeq and is a predicted model, not a curated record. Gene Ontology annotation, biological process: nucleoside metabolic process. Bases 97 to 1095 code for a protein of 332 amino acids. The transcript is spliced from 6 exons. Gene Ontology annotation, molecular function: catalytic activity. NCBI's taxonomy places the organism in Eukaryota, Viridiplantae, Streptophyta, Magnoliopsida, Malpighiales, Euphorbiaceae.
AUUAGUACACAAACAAACCAUCACAUAGCUCUAAGAUUUCUUGUCUAGUAUUUGGUUUUCUAGCUAGUUAGCUGCUGUUACUGUUCUGAUAUCACGAUGGUUCAUCGGAAUAACGUAUGGGGCCUUAAACUGGCGGUGGUGCUGAUCGGAUUGCUAGCUAUGUCGCAGCAGUCGAUGCAGCUGAGCAUGAAACACCCAUACUAUGAUGUUAUCCAAAGAAUCAACGAGGACGGUUCUUACUACGGCCUUGUUCUUGUUUCCGACAGCAAUGAACAGGCUCUUCUUGACUCAAAUAUCUUUGUUCCGACCACCGAGCAUGACCCCACCAUUGUAUUGGCCGGGAGAACAUUCCAUGUUGGGACGAUCAAGGGAUCCACAGUUGUGUAUGUAAAGACUGGAGAAGGAAUAAUAAAUGCAGCUGCAUGUGUGCAAUUUCUGAUUGAUACAUUUGGUGUCCAUGGAAUUAUUCAUUAUGGAAGUGCUGGAACAGUUGAUGAUACAUUAUUAAAAGUUGGUGAUAUUGUUUUAGUUGGCCAAGUUGCCUAUACUGGAUCUUUCAAUUGGAAGAGUUUUGAAACAAAGAAAGGUCAGCUGAAAUUCGGAAGUUACAAUUAUCCAGAAGAAGGAAAAAAUUUGCUGGGAAGCAUAGAUUUUCAACCAUCAACAUUAUUCACUCCAUCAGGAGAAAAAGAAACCGUUUUCUGGCUCCCCCUCGACAACUCGACCUGGUACGACAAAGCUACAAAAAUGCAGAAUUUAGAGUUCGAACAAUGUAUAAACACGACGAGGUGCUUGCCGAGAACACCGGUUCUUGUCCCAUCACUGAGAGCUUCCACUGCUGAUUUAUACUUAACAAAUGUAGCAUAUAGAGAAUUUGUUCGUGACAAAUUCAAAGUCUCAAUUGUCGACAAAGAAACCGCUGCUGUUGUUUUGGUAGCGAUUACUAAUGAGAAACCAAUAAUUGUGUUUAGAGGCGUGUCCAACACGGCAGGAGGAUCUACUGCUUACAAAAGUUAUAAGUAUUUGGCUUCUGUCAAUGUUGUCAAAGCUAUUGCUGCUUUCAUUGGUACUCUUAGCCCCAAGAGUGCCAUCUAGGGUUAACUAUUAAUUGAAUGCUACUGUAAUCGUCCUAAAACGAGGCCGUUUUGUGUAUUUUGAUGAAUAAGUUUGGCUUUGGCCUUUCAUGAAUAAAUUUGGAGUUGGUCUUGUUUAUUUUA